UGUUGACUUGGUGACCAGCCAUGGUCCUGAAGCUGUCCUUGCGUCCUCGCACGACGCUUCCAAGCGUCGGUCUCGAACCGAAGAACAUCAGGUCGCGAUCCAUCGCCCAGUCUCGACACAAAUCCAUUUUCGACCUCUCGCUCACCACCAUGAAGGCUGCUCUGAUCCUCGCCCUCGCGUCCACCGUUGUCGCCAACACCCUUGAAGCGGAAACCAAGGUCGUCGACGUCUGGGGCCAGUGUGGUGGCAAAAACUACAACGGCGACAAGGCGUGUGGCAGCGGCAACUACUGCAAGGUCAUCAACGAGUGGUACUCGCAGUGUCAGCCCGGCGGCAACGGCCAAGUCGGUGUCUGGGGCCAAUGCGGCGGGAAGGACUACAAGGGCGCCACCCAGUGCACGUCCGGCAACACGUGCAAGACCUGGAACGAGUGGUACGCGCAGUGCAUUCCUGGCAACGCGACGCCGACGACAACUGCGCCCGCCUCGAAGGGCUCGGCCGUCUCGCCGCCACUCAACUGGGUCCAAGUCGACGGCGUCUGCUACACCAAGGUUGACGGCGACAACGACACGACGACGAGCGGCAUUUUGUCGUACGAGGCGUGCAUUGCCGAGGCCGGCAAGCGCGGGAAGCUCUAUGCCAAUUGGAAGGACAACCAAUGCACGGUGCUCCAGACCGUCUACUCGUACACGCUCGACAAGGGGUGCAAGGGCGCGGCCAAGUACAACCUCGACAAGUGGCAGUGCUCGGGCAACCACGACUUUUGGGGCAACGACGUUGGCCAAGCGCAGACGCGCUUUGACCGGUGCCUCGACUCGUGCGAAAACUUCAACGAGGGUGGCAAGAAGUGCAACGCCGCGACGUGGGUGCGCAACCCCGGCAGCGAGUACGGCGUCUGCUUCUUCAAGGCGUUUGACGACCGGAACAAGCGCCCGUCGAUCAACGACCUCGGCGCGAUUGCGUGCAACCGCCUUGCGUCGUCGCAGUAAACGCAUCGAGUUUUGAGGCUGUUUUGACGACAACUAAGCCUCUAAAUCCAUGUCCUUUUGCCCACAAAAGUUUAACCGACCUGUCCAUAUCUCAAACAUACAAACUUAGACUCUUGAUCAG
This is a messenger RNA of Saprolegnia diclina VS20, 1110 nucleotides long. RefSeq lists its product as hypothetical. Gene Ontology annotation, biological process: carbohydrate metabolic process. Gene Ontology annotation, cellular component: extracellular region. NCBI's taxonomy places the organism in Eukaryota, Oomycota, Saprolegniomycetes, Saprolegniales, Saprolegniaceae. The transcript has a single exon. Bases 21 to 989 code for a protein of 322 amino acids. The record is from RefSeq and is a predicted model, not a curated record. Gene Ontology annotation, molecular function: cellulose binding.